AUAAAAAGAAACCAAACACGGCAACCAAUUCACUGUUUAAAAAUUAAAUUAAAUUUUCGUAAAAAAAACUCUAAAAAAUGGAAGGAUUUGAUGACGCUGGUAUCUUUUUCUCCGACAACUUUGCUGGAGAAGAUCAACAAACGGAGCAAAUCAACUUGCAAGCUGUAAAGAACAAGUACAAGAAUUUCAUUCGCACCUUCAACGAGGACAAUUUUCAUUUUAAAUAUCGUGACACACUCAAGCGAAACUACUUGCUGGGCCGCUAUUUCCUCGAAGUUCAGUUGGAAGACUUGGCUGGCUUCGAUGAAAAUUUGGCGGACAAGUUGCACAAACAACCAACUGAACAUCUGCAAAUUUUCGAAGAAGCCGCGAAGGAAGUUGUCGACGAGAUUACCGCUCCGCGUCCCGAAACGGAAGAACAUAUCCCGGAUAUUCAAGUUUUGGUGAAUUCCAUUUCGAAUCCGACCAACAUUCGGGACCUCAAGUCGGAAUAUGUGUCGAAAUUGGUAAAAGUCGCUGGAAUAAUUGUCGCUGCAUCCGGAAUUAAGGCAAAAGCGAACAAAAUUACGAUCCAGUGUCGUUCGUGCGGCAACGUAAUUCCCAAUUUGAAUGUAAAUCCGGGACUUGAGGGCUAUCCGUUGCCCCGAAAAUGCAAUACGGAACAAGCGGGAAGACCCAAAUGUCCUCUCGAUCCGUUUUUCAUUCUGCCCGACAAAUGCAAAUGCAUGGAUUUCCAAGUGCUCAAGUUGCAAGAGUUGCCCGACUUUAUUCCGCAGGGCGAAAUUCCGCGUCACAUGACACUUUUCUGCGAUCGUAGCUUGUGCGAACGAGUCGUACCGGGCAAUCGGGUACUUAUUCACGGCAUUUUUUCCAUCCGUAAAGUGGGCAAACCGAGCAGACAAGACGGCAGAGAAAAGGCAACUGUGGGCGUUCGGGCUCCGUACAUGCGAGUUGUCGGCAUUACCGUUGACAGUGAAGGCGUUGGCGCUAUUUCACGUUUUAAUAACAUCACAACCGAAGAAGAGUCGCAUUUCCGUAAACUCGCAGCGACGCCAAAUCUAUUAGAUGUUCUUGCAGAAUCUCUUGCACCGUCAAUUUUCGGCUCGACUGACAUCAAAAAAGCCAUUGCUUGCUUACUUUUCGGCGGAUCCCGUAAAAGAAUGCCCGAUGGACUCACUCGACGUGGAGAUAUCAACAUUUUAUUGCUCGGCGAUCCGGGUACUGCCAAAUCUCAAUUGUUGAAAUUCGUGGAAAAAGUUGCCCCCAUCGCUGUUUAUACCUCGGGCAAGGGUUCGUCAGCUUCCGGUUUGACAGCUAGCGUUAUUCGAGACCCGGCUUCACGUAAUUUCAUCAUGGAAGGAGGCGCUAUGGUGCUUGCGGAUGGCGGCGUUGUCUGUAUCGACGAGUUUGACAAGAUGAAGGAAGACGAUCGUGUCGCAAUUCACGAAGCCAUGGAGCAACAAACAAUUUCAAUCGCCAAAGCGGGCAUCACGACAACUUUGAACACACGUUGCUCAGUGCUGGCAGCGGCAAAUUCCAUUUUUGGGCGCUGGGAUGACACCAAAGGCGAGGAAAAUAUCGAUUUUAUGCCGACAAUUUUGUCGCGUUUCGACAUGAUUUUCAUCGUGAAGGACUUGCACGACGAAAGUCGCGACGUUACGUUGGCCAAACACAUUAUCAACGUCCAUUUGAAUGCCAACAAGCCGGGAAUGGAAGUCAAAGAGGGCGAAAUCCCGCUGGCAACGCUCAAGAAAUUCGUUCAUUAUUGCCGAACGCAUUGCGGACCACGUUUGACGAAGGAAGCAGGUGACAAACUGAAAAGUCGUUAUGUUCUCAUGCGAACCGGGCAACACGAUCAAGAGAAAGCUGCCGAUAAACGUCUUGCGAUCCCAAUUACGGUUCGACAACUCGAAGCGAUUAUCCGUAUUGCGGAAUCUUUGGCGAAAAUGCAGUUGCAGCCAUUUGCGACGGAAUCACAUGUUAAUGAAGCGCUUCGUUUGUUCCAAGUUUCGACGUUGGAUGCGGCGAUGUCGGGCAGUUUGGCGGGCGCAGAAGGCUUCACGACAGAAGAAGAUCAAGAAAUGUUGAAUAGAAUUGAGAAACAGUUGAAGAGACGUUUCGCGAUCGGGUCUCAGGUGUCGGAGCAAAAUAUCAUUCAAGACUUUGCACGACAAAAAUAUCCCGAUCGAGCUGUUAUGAAAGUUAUUCAUACGAUGAUUCGGCGUGGCGAGCUCCAACAUCGGAUGCAGAGAAAAAUGUUGUAUCGUUUAUGUUAAAAAAAACCUUUUUUUAUGUUUUUUUUAUUAAAUAUUAUUUUUUGUAUUACUUUUUUUUUGUUUGAUCAAAUAAAUUAAUCAAUUUUCACGAA
This is a messenger RNA of Culicoides brevitarsis, 2368 nucleotides long. RefSeq names its product DNA replication licensing factor Mcm5 (gene Mcm5). Bases 78 to 2276 code for a protein of 732 amino acids. Gene Ontology annotation, biological process: DNA replication; DNA replication initiation; double-strand break repair via break-induced replication. Gene Ontology annotation, cellular component: nucleus; MCM complex. Lineage: Eukaryota; Metazoa; Arthropoda; Insecta; Diptera; Ceratopogonidae. The transcript has 2 exons. Gene Ontology annotation, molecular function: DNA replication origin binding; single-stranded DNA helicase activity; 3'-5' DNA helicase activity. The record is from RefSeq and is a predicted model, not a curated record.